This is a messenger RNA of Plasmopara halstedii, 261 nucleotides long. RefSeq lists its product as uncharacterized. Bases 1 to 261 code for a protein of 86 amino acids. The record is from RefSeq and is a predicted model, not a curated record. Lineage: Eukaryota; Oomycota; Peronosporomycetes; Peronosporales; Peronosporaceae. The transcript has 4 exons.
AUGGAACACGAGUCUUUCUUCGAGAAGCAACUCUGGCAGUUCUGGGUUGACCUAAUCAACAACUAUGUAUUACUUUCGACCGAGGUCUUGAUCGAGCGAACUCGGCGUGAAGUGAAACUGUUUAUCAGCACGUUGAUACAAGGACGCCGAAUCGAUUUGCACCCACAAGACGAAGAGGAUAGUAUCGCGGUUGAAUCUAUCUCUAAUCAUGAGGCGUUACGACUCUUUCGCAGGACAGCGCUUCGUCGUUGCUCAACGUAG